Messenger RNA from Aquila chrysaetos chrysaetos, 4324 nucleotides. It is a transcript of the gene IFT80, whose product is annotated as intraflagellar transport 80. Gene Ontology annotation, molecular function: protein binding. The record is from RefSeq and is a predicted model, not a curated record. Gene Ontology annotation, biological process: cilium assembly. Gene Ontology annotation, cellular component: intraciliary transport particle B; centrosome; cilium. The transcript has 23 exons. Lineage: Eukaryota; Metazoa; Chordata; Aves; Accipitriformes; Accipitridae. The coding region runs from base 948 to 3302 and encodes 784 amino acids.
GGACGGGCUGGGCGGGAUAAAAAGAAGUAAAAUAAAUCCUCUCGCUGCGAGGAGCGGGUUUUUUUGGAGAGGAAAGGAGGGGUAUGGGGGGGGUGUAAGAGACUCGCGGUUGAGGGUGACGGCGGCCCCACGGCCGUGCCCGCCCGCCCCGCGUGGAAAGGAUUUAUUUUAAUUUUAGAAGUAGGUCAGUGGGCGGCGCUUGGUUGCUCGGCAACGGGCGGCGAGGUGGUGGGGCCGGGGCGGCGGCGUGAACGGGCGCUGUUAUUUAAAAAAAAAAUAAAAAAAAAAUAAAAAUUGUGGGGACGCGGCGGUUUUAAAGCGGUAUUAAUUAACGGGCGGCGCGGUGACGCCACUCUGGGCCGUGUCACCUGGUCGGGGAGGGCCCGUGAGGUGGCGGUGGGACGAGGAGGAGGAGGAGGAAGAAGAAGAAGAAGAAGAAGAAGUCUCGCGGGAAGUAGCCAUAGAGACGGAGCCGCUUGGCCGCGGGGGGAGCGGGCAGCAGCAGCAGCCGCCGCCGCCGCCUUGGUCCUCGCCGUUCCCGUGGCGCCGCGGAGGACGGGGAGGAAGGCGGGAUUAGCGCGGAAGCCGCCGGGGCUUGGGAGCCGGCCGCUGAGGCAGCGGUCCCCGCCGUUCUUGCGCUCUCCUUCCCGCUGCCGGCGCAGCUCCUAGGAAAUGCUUUCAGCUAACCUGCUGUUGGACUCGUGGCGGAGUUGUAUGUAGCCCGUGUACAAGGUUGGGUAGUGAUGGAGGUACCUGUUGAUGGCGGCAGGAAAAUAAGAGAACUCCGUGUAGUGGGAGCAAGGAGGGAGUGCAAGCUGGAAGCUGACAAUAGCGACGUGCCCGCUGAAACUCUCAAGUGAGAAAUAAACACUUGAAAAACUACCAAGCAGCAACUGAAAAGUUACACCUACAUAUCUUUUUUUUAAUGCUCCAUCUGCAUAACUGAAAUGAGACUGAAGACUUCACUUUCAAAGGAACCAAAACAUAAAGAAUUAGUUAGCUGUGUGGGCUGGACUACAGCUGACGAGCUAUAUUCCUGCAGUGAUGAUCACCAAAUUAUGAAGUGGAACCUUUUAACUAGUGAGACUACUCGAGUAGUGAAACUUCCAGAUGAUAUUUAUCCCAUAGAUCUUCACUGGUUUCCCAGAAGUAUAGGUGGGAAGAAGCAGUCCCAAGCUGAGAGCUUUGUUCUAACAAGUUCUGAUGGGAAGUUCCACUUGAUUUCAAAGUUAGGAAGAGUAGAGAAAAGUGUAGAAGCACACUGUGGAGCUGUACUUGCAGGAAGGUGGAAUUACGAAGGAACAGCCCUCGUUACAGUUGGUGAAGAUGGCCAAGUGAAAAUCUGGUCUAAAAGUGGAAUGCUGAGGUCCACUUUAGCUCAGCAAGGAACACCAGUGUACUCAGUAGCCUGGGGACCUGAUUCUGGAAAAGUUCUCUACACUUCAGGGAAGCAGCUGAUUAUUAAACCUCUUCAGCCAAAUGCUAAAGUUUUGCAGUGGAAAGCCCAUGAUGGACUUAUUUUAAAAACUGACUGGAACUCAGUUAAUGAUCUCAUUCUUUCUGCAGGUGAAGAUUGUAAAUAUAAAGUUUGGGACAGUUACGGCCGUCUACUGUACAGCUCGCAGCCCCAUGAAUAUCCUAUAACAUCUGUUGCCUGGGCUGUGGAUGGAGAAUUAUUUGCUGUGGGGUCUUUUCAUACUUUGCGUCUAUGCGAUAAAACUGGGUGGUCUUAUGCUUUAGAGAAGCCAAACACUGGCAGCAUAUUUAAUAUUGCUUGGUCUAUUGAUGGCACUCAACUAGCCGGAGCAUGUGGAAAUGGACAUGUCAUUUUUGCCCAUGUCGUGGAGCAACGCUGGGAGUGGAAGAACUUUGAAAUAACGUUAACUAAGAGGAGAACCAUGGAGGUGCACAAUGUUAUUAAUGAUGCAGUAGAUUUGUUGGAAUUCCGUGACAGAGUUAUUAAAGCCUCUUUGAACUACGGGCAUUUGGUUGUUUCAACUUCUCUUCAGUGUUAUGUGUUUUCUACAAAGAACUGGAAUACACCACUGAUCUUUGACCUGAAGGAAGGAACAGUUAGUUUGAUUCUACAAGCGGAAAGGCAUUUUCUUCUUGUAGAUGGUGGAGGACUUUAUUUAUAUUCAUAUGAAGGAAGAUUAAUUUCCUCUCCAAAAUUUCCAGGAAUGAGAACAGACAUUUUAAAUGCCCAGACAGUAUCUCUGAGUAAUGAUACUCUAGCAGUAAAAGACAAAGCUGAUGAAAAGGUUAUCUACAUAUUUGAAGCUUUAUCUGGAAAGCCAUUGGGUGAUGGAAAGCCUCUAUCCCAUAAGACGGAAAUUGUGGAGAUUGCUUUGGACCAGAAAGGACUUACAAGUGAAAGAAAAAUAGCUUUUAUUGAUAAGAACAGAGAUCUUUACAUUACUUCAGUUAAACGGUUUGGAAAAGAACAGAAGAUUGUCAAAAUAGGGACAAUGGUUCAAACUUUGGCUUGGAAUGACACGUCUAACAUUCUUUGUGGAAUUCAAGAUACCCGUUUUACAGUGUGGUACUACCCCAACACAGUCUAUGUGGAUAAAGAUCUUUUGCCAAAAACUCUGUAUGAAAAAGAUGCAAGUGAAUUUAGCAAAAAUCCCCAGAUUGUACAUUUUGUAGGAAAUCAAAUAACAAUUAGAAGAGCAGAUGGUUCACUUAUUCACCUUAGUAUUUCACCUUAUCCUGCGAUUCUUCAUGAAUAUGUUAGUAGUUCUAAAUGGGAAGAUGCUGUCAGAUUGUGUCGCUUUGUCAAGGCAACAGCAACAGAUGAGGAUCAAACUAUGUGGGCAUGUUUAGCUGCUAUGGCAGUUGCCAACAAAGACAUGGCUACAGCAGAAAUUGCCUAUGCAUCAAUUGGUGAGAUUGACAAAGUUCAGUAUAUCAAUUUCAUCAAAGAUCUUCCAUCAAAGGAGUCAAGGAUGGCUCAUAUACUGCUAUUCAGUGGAAACACCCAAGAAGCUGAAACCCUGCUUCUUCAAACAGGCCUUAUUUAUCAAGCAAUUCAAGUCAACAUUAAUCUUUACAAUUGGGAUAGGGCCCUAGAACUAGCAGUAAAGCACAAGACACAUGUUGACACAGUCCUGGCUUAUCGACAAAAGUUCCUAGAGGACUUUGGUAAAAAAGAAACAAACAAAAGAUUUUUGCAAUAUGCUGAAGGUCUGGAAGUUGAUUGGAAUAAAAUCAAAGCCAAAAUAGAGAUGGAAAUUGCUAAAGAAAGAGAACGAGCAGCAGCCAGUCCCACAGUGAGAGCUAGUGUAACUGUACAGCAAUAACUGUCCUUUUGGUCACCUUAAUAAGUGCUUCUUGAAUAUUAUAUAGUGGCGUAUUUUGACAAACUUGAAUAAAAGAAAGCCACAGCAAACAUUUUGUGGGGAACAGGAGUGAGAAUUGCUGUAGUUCUUGUUAACUGUUGGAUGACAGGCAGAAUUAUUUAUUUACUGUAGUCUCAUUCUGAGCUGGGGUUAUGUUCUGAUGCCCUAGCUCCAGUGAGUAGCUACAUUGUAGUCCAUAAUACAUGUAUGAGAAAAAAGGGAAAUUAACUGUCUUUCCAUUAGUGGUGCUUAAAUUUUCAUUGCCAUUAAAGUUAUUUAACCUUGGUUGCCUCUAAUUAAGUACUGAUUUCCCUGUUUAGGCACCUAGUUAAGUAGUCUGGUUAUUUCUGCAACCUUAGGGACCUCUGAAAAGACUUAUUUAAAUUGCCCUAAACCAAAUUGACCAGACUCUUAAGUGUUGAAAAUUUAAAAAGGAGCUUGCACCUAUAAAGUACAAAAGAAUAUUUCACUUAGUUACGGUAAUACAUAUUUCUGCCAGUACGUAUGUACUAGCAAGUUCUUUAAUAGAUGAUUUCAGAUUACUUCAGCGACACAGCUUUGUCACUGUAGCAAACUAUUUAGCAAUAAAGGGUAUUUUCUGAGAUAAUGUAAAUUGUUUAAAAUACUAUGGAAUGUGCUUUGAAUGUUGUAUGAAGUAACAAAAGGUGUUGUUGGUUGGUUUUGUAGAAUCUAACACAUAUAAUUGACAAUGAUAUUCAGAGCUUCCUUAAGGUUAAAAUAUCAUAUUAAUUUAAAAUCCAUGUAUUUUUUUCUGCCCGAAGCACUUGACUUGAAAAUACUGUUUUUACAUUUGCGUUACUUCAUCAAGAUAUAUUUUUCUUUGUUUUCCAUGUGAAAGUGGCUGCAUAUGUUAGUUGUUCUUUGCAGAAGCCCUUUGCAUUAUAAAUAUGUAAGCAGGUUAUUCAUAAUUGACAUUGUAUAAUAUGCAUCUUUCAAAUGUUACCAUUAAAAUGUUAAAUAUC